Messenger RNA from Musa acuminata AAA Group (dessert banana), 2261 nucleotides. RefSeq names its product LIM domain-containing protein HDR3. Gene Ontology annotation, molecular function: ubiquitin binding. The transcript has 11 exons. The record is from RefSeq and is a predicted model, not a curated record. Bases 407 to 1999 code for a protein of 530 amino acids. Lineage: Eukaryota; Viridiplantae; Streptophyta; Magnoliopsida; Zingiberales; Musaceae.
CCUCCUACUCUUUCAUCGUCAUCUUCCUCCUCCCCCCGCUUCCUUUCCACUCUGGACGCAUUCCCUUUGCAGCGACAAAGGAAUCUCUCUUUCCUUCCCUCCCUCCCCCGUCUCUCUCACGUUAUUCCCCUCCUCCCAUCCCCCGAUUCCUCCCUGUCGUCGCCAUCACAAUCAUAUAUGUAAUGCAUGUGCGUGCGUGUAUAUAUAUAUAAUUGCCCGAGCUUUUAGAGAUGCCUUAUCGUCGAGCCGCCGCCCCCUCCCCCAUCAUCCUCCUCCUCCUCCUCCUCAUCUCCACCUCAAUCCCUUCCUUUCCAACCCCCCCUCUCCUUUAUUCCCCUCUCAAAGGUCCUUUUCUUCCUCCCUCCCUCUCCGUGGUGGAGUCGCCGCUCCCGUCCUGGCCGCCGCAAUGGAUUCUUCGGACUCCAGCUACGUCUCCCGGCCUCGCGCAUAUGGACAUACAGCUCCAUCAUAUCCUUGGAGAAGGUCACGCUUCAUGAGGUGGCUCUGCAAGUUUUUCAAAGGAACAGGUUGUAGAGUGUCAAAUGGACGCCAUUCACAUCUAAUUGGGGGAGAGAGCAUGUUGCAUAGACCAGUUAAACCAGCGGAUGACCAAUCUAAAGAUGCAAAUGAAGACCUGGAUCAUGCAAAUGCACUUUCUCUUGUCGAGGAUGCCAAGAAACCCAAUGCUCCAGGAUACAGGGGCCAGGGAAUUGAUGAUGACGAGCUAGCUAAAGCUAUCCAAGAAAGUCUGAGCAUGCCCUCCUAUCAACCAUAUCAACCUGUGCAGUUUUUACCAAGAGGAUACAGGUUUGAUUUUGUCAUUCAUCUUGGUCUAUAUGCUAUCUUGCUAUGGCACAUCACCACACAACUAUGCCUGUGCAUUGUGUCCUGCAGAAUUUGUGGAGGCUGUCACCAUGAAAUAGGCUAUGGACAUUACUUGAGCUGCAUGGGAACAUUUUGGCAUCCACAAUGCUUUCGGUGUUAUGCUUGUGGUCAGCUUAUCCGUGAGACUGAGUUUUCUUUGUCAGGCACCUACCCAUACCACAAGUCAUGUUAUAAGGAGUUGCAUCACCCCAAAUGUGAUGUCUGCCAUGAAUUUAUCCCAACAAACAGGGCUGGUUUAAUUGAGUAUAGAGCUCACCCCUUUUGGGGCCAAAAGUAUUGUCCUUCACAUGAACAUGACCACACACCUCGAUGCUGUAGUUGUGAGAGAAUGGAGUCAAGAAACACAAGAUAUAUCUAUCUAGGAGAAGGCCGUAGCUUGUGCCUGGAAUGCCUUGAAUCUGCUAUCAUGGAUGCUGGUGACUGUCAACCCCUGUACCACUCAAUUAGAGAUUAUUAUGAAGGAAUGAACAUGAGAAUAGAUCAACAAAUUCCCAUGCUUUUGGUUGAAAGGCAGGCGCUUAAUGAGGCCAUGGAAGGGGAGAAAUAUGGUCAUCAUCACAUGCCUGAAACAAGAGGCUUAUGUCUUUCUGAGGAACAAACCGUCAGCAGUAUACAUAAAAGGCCAAGAAUUGGGGGAAACAAAAUUCUGGACAUGCGGACACACCCACAAAAGUUGAUCCGUAGAUGUGAAGUCACUGCAAUUCUUGUUUUAUAUGGCCUCCCCAGACUAUUAACAGGUUCAAUUCUUGCUCAUGAAUUGAUGCAUGGUUGGUUACGUCUCAAAGGCUAUCGUGAUCUAAGCCCUGAGGUGGAGGAAGGCAUCUGCCAGGUUCUCUCCCACAUGUGGCUCGAAUCCGAGAUCAUGCCAGGUUCAACGAGUGUGCCAUCCUCAUCAAGUUAUGCUCCAUCUUCAUCAUCCGCAAUGCCAUCAUCUAAGAAAGCAGCAAAGUCUGACACCGAGAAAAAACUAGGAGAGUUCUUCAUGCACCAAAUUGCUCACGACACUUCCACUGCCUAUGGCGAAGGCUUCAGAGCUGCUAAUGCCGCCGUCAACAAGUAUGGGCUUCGUCGAACCCUUGAUCAUAUACACUUCACAGGAGCUUUCCCUGUGUGAAAGGCAUUGGCUUAGUCCCAUAAUUUUUCAUGGGGAGCCAAAUGGGUGGCAUUGCUUUAUGUUGCGAGCAAAAUAAGCACUUGUAAACUAAGCUUGGAAUGAUGUCUUAAAAUAAGCAACGUUUGUGACUGAGAGAUGCUGUGAUUGCUGCUCAUUCAAACAAUCAUAUAUUCUGUCACAACUUGCAUGGGAGGAAAGAGGCUGAAUGAGAUGUUCAGUCACAUUUCAUACUUGUUAUCAUCUGUCAUUGCUUUUCGGUACA